AUGGGUGCUUACAAGUACGUAUCUGAGCUAUGGAGGAAGAAGCAGUCCGAUGUGAUGAGGUUCCUGCAGAGGGUGAGAUGCUGGGAGUAUAGGCAGCAGCCUUCGAUUGUCCGUCUCGUCAGGCCUACUCGUCCCGAUAAGACUCGUCGUUUGGGCUACAAGGCCAAGCAGGUGAUUGAUUCUCGUCUGUUUAGCGUUCCAUUUUAA
Molecule: messenger RNA, 207 nt
Organism: Microthlaspi erraticum
Lineage: Eukaryota; Viridiplantae; Streptophyta; Magnoliopsida; Brassicales; Brassicaceae
Source: the annotation of a GenBank genome assembly